ACCCAUUAGCCGGGCCGGGGGCAGCGGGGUCCAGGGCGGCGGAGGCUGGGACAACGCAGUACCUCCGGAGCUCGCCCUGGGCCACGAGGGGACCGCCACCAUGGCGGAGGAAAACAUCUUCCUGUUCGUGCCCAACCUCAUCGGUUAUGCCCGGAUCGUCUUCGCCAUCAUCGCCUUCUACUUCAUGCCCUGUUGUCCACUCACGGCCUCCUCUUUCUACCUGCUCAGCGGGCUGCUGGACGCUUUUGAUGGACACGCCGCCCGAGCCCUUAACCAAGGAACCCGGUUUGGAGCCAUGCUGGACAUGCUGACCGACCGCUGUGCCACUAUGUGUCUGCUGGUCAACCUGGCCCUGCUCUACCCUCGUGCCACGCUCCUCUUCCAGCUCAGCAUGAGCCUGGACGUGGCCAGUCACUGGCUGCACCUGCACAGUUCCGUGGUCCGGGGCAGCGAGAGUCACAAGAUGAUUGACCUGUCAGGGAAUCCAGUGCUACGGAUCUACUACACCUCCAAGCCCGCUCUGUUCACCAUGUGCGCUGGAAACGAGCUCUUCUACUGCCUGCUCUACUUGUUCCACUUCUCCGAGGGACCCUUAGUCGGCUCCGUGGGGCUCUUCCGCGUGGGCCUGUGGAUCACAGCCCCCGUGGCCCUGCUCAAGUCCCUCAUCAGUGUCAUCCACUUGGUCACGGCCUCCCGCAAUAUGGCUGCCCUGGACGCUGCAGACCGAGCCAAGAAGAAGUGACCCCAAAGCCCUGGGUCCCCCGGCCACUUGCCUGCCUGCCCUGGGCGUUGCCUUGUGUCACGAGGCCCACACCCUUCCUGCGAGGAGGCCUGGGGCUCUCACAUAGUCUUCGUGUGUGCUCUACCCUGCUGGGAGGGGUCAGCUUCUCUUGGGGUGACAUGGCAGUCUCAGGACCAGGCGCUCCCCCUGGGCUUGGAAAGUUCUGUGGGGGUCCGGGGGGCAGUACCUGCCUGCUGGUCAGUCCUGGGCCCGAGGUGCUGGGGAAAUUGGAGUGAGGGAGCUGGUGGAGAGGGCGUGGCUUGCCCAAGGGGCAGGAGAGAAGUCUUGGAGUGCCAGGCCAGGAGGGAGGGGCCACCCACAUCCCUACCUGUCAUGGUGUGGUGUCCUCCCCCUGUCCACACUGGCUCAAGAAGCCUGGGCAAUAAAGGCAGCAGCUUCACCAUG
Molecule: messenger RNA, 1186 nt
Organism: Ochotona princeps (American pika)
Lineage: Eukaryota; Metazoa; Chordata; Mammalia; Lagomorpha; Ochotonidae
Gene: CDIPT
Product: CDP-diacylglycerol--inositol 3-phosphatidyltransferase
Exons: 6
Coding region: 101-742 (213 amino acids)
Biological process (GO): phosphatidylinositol biosynthetic process
Cellular component (GO): membrane; Golgi apparatus
Molecular function (GO): CDP-diacylglycerol-inositol 3-phosphatidyltransferase activity
Source: RefSeq, a predicted model, not a curated record